Lytechinus variegatus (green sea urchin) is the source of this 6972-nucleotide messenger RNA. RefSeq names its product WD repeat-containing protein 90-like (gene wdr90). Gene Ontology annotation, molecular function: protein binding. The coding region runs from base 140 to 5770 and encodes 1876 amino acids. NCBI's taxonomy places the organism in Eukaryota, Metazoa, Echinodermata, Echinoidea, Temnopleuroida, Toxopneustidae. Gene Ontology annotation, cellular component: centriole. The record is from RefSeq and is a predicted model, not a curated record. The transcript has 39 exons.
CAUUCAAAUCGAAGUUUAGAAACUCAAAUCAAGUCAAUCGAUCAAGAUAAAAGGUUGAAACAUGAAUGAUUAUUGAUCAUUGUUGACUUUUGCCAAUUAUUUCAAGCUGAGGAAUAACAGAAGUUGGUCCCAUGCUAAAAUGCCGAAAGCCUCCCUUUGGCAACACCCGUAUGUGAAUGUCUUCAAGCAUCUCAAUAUAGGAGAAUGGAGAAAAUCUACCAAGGAGGGGGAGGUCAUGUCCGUCAUGGACAAGAGCUUGAAGUGUACAGUGUAUAGAAUUACAGGUUCCAUCCCAGCAGGCAACUACAUCCAGCUGCCAAGGACAUCAUCACAGUCGCUGGGCUUAACAGGAAGGUUCUUGUAUCUCCUCUUCAAACCUAUCGCUGGCAAGUACUUCGUAACCCAUAUUGAUGUAGCCACCCAUGAUGGGUUGGUGGUGCGCCUCUCCUUCUCCAACCUCUUCAAGGAGUUUAAAUCAACGUCCACCUGGCUCCAGUUCCCCUUCAUCUGCCCUGCUGGCAAGGGCUCCGUCGAGAGGAUCACCUCCAAGUCGGUCCGCAAAGACCUCCAUGGCCCAGCCCCGUCGAGCUCCAAGUGGACGCUCCUAGUGCUUGACCUUCAGUACAUUCUCUCCAUGUACCUCAACUGCAAGUACAAGUAUGUCAAGAGUGUACGUCUCUGCGCCAACAUGUACGUCAAGAAUGUAUUCACCAGCGACAUGCAGUAUGAGCCGGACAUAUCCCUGCAGGAUGCACGCGACAUGGGUCUUCUGGUGCAGGGCAUUGCUCCGUUGCCGCGGGAGAUGAGCUUCAGGGUGGCCAAGGGGGAGAGGUGGACCGACCACUAUGAUUACAUCAGGUUUCCCUCUGCUGGUUCCAAGGUUCCCUUCGACUCGGUACAGCUCAACAACUCGGGUCAUGUGACAAGGUCAACCAUACAGGUCCCCGGUCAUGUGAGCCCCCAGAGAGUAUCGCCAAAACAAGUCUCUGUCAGUCGAGAUGCAGAUUCACAGUCUUCAUUCUCACAUUCUGCCAGUGCUGUCAAACAGAAGAAGAAAAGAUCCACCAAAGCAGUGAGCAUGUCCCUGCCCGAGGUUGGCGUGAGUGGCGAACUAUCAGUUCUCCAAGGCAGUCAAGGGGAGGUUCAUGUGUUUGCUCAGCCUGAAGAUGAUAUCACAGUCCACAGGCACGAUGACAAGACUGGAAUGACUCUCUCAACCAGGAUAUCAAAGCCUUCUUCAAAGCAUUCCUCUAAAGCCUCUUCAAAGCCGCAUAGAGAUGAGAUAUACAAAAGCCUUCAGCCCGAUCCCAUAAUCUCAUUGAAGAAGAUAAUCGGCUUCGGAGGAGUGACCACUGAUGAGAUACUAUGGGAUCACCAUGGAAACCAUGUUGUUUACCCCUGUCAUGCCGUCAUCGUCUCCAUGGGGGUCAGCGAUGGUCUGCAGAGAUUCUUCAUUGGACAUACAGAUGAGGUGUCGUGCUUGGCAUUGAGCAGCAGCGGAACUCUCCUAGCGUCGGGCCAGACAGGGCAGCAAGCUGUGGUGAGGGUGUGGCACUAUCAGUCCGGAGAGGGGCUAGCCAUGUUUAAGGCCCACACGCACUCUAUCUUCACCCUAAGCUUUUCAGGUAACGGAACCAGUCUUUGUGGAGUUGGGAAAGAUGGACAUGGCAAAAAUAUGGUUGUUGUGUGGAACACGUCCCGGGCUCAUCGUCGAGGUGACGUGCCUGUCAUCGCCAAGGCCCAUACCGAUGUAGAUAUCGUCCGCAUGAGAGUCUCACCGUAUGAUGAAACAAAAAUGAUAUCCUGUGGUAGAGACAAUGUAAGGGUUUGGCGAGUAAGGAAUGGCAGUCUUCGCUCUGCCCCUGUUAAUCUUGGACAGGUGACGGUCGCUGAGUUUACCGAUGUCUGCUUUGAAGCGCCCUCUACGCCGGGAAUGGAACCAGCAGACAAAGUCGCGUAUGCAUGUACAAGGUCUGGGCAUAUAUUUGAGGUAGACUAUGCAAGGGUUUGCGUAGCUCAUAUCAGACGAUUACUCCCUGUUGGCAAGCAUGUCAAAGAAAAAGGAACAUUUCGAACAGGUGCGGGUAUAGCUAUCAAUGCUAUGUCAGUGAACAGUGCCUUCUGUGUGACGGGGUCAGAAGAUGGUGUCCUGCGGAUCUGGCCCUUGGACUUCAAGAGUGUCUUCAUGGAAGCAGAACAUGAGGGUCCAGUCACAGCCGUCUCUAUAUCCCCCGAUGGCCUUCGCAUCCUGGCCGGCACUGCCACCGGUAACUUUGGUGUCCUUGAUGUCUCCUCUCGCAAGUACACUACGCUGAUGAGAUCCCACGUCUCCAGCAUCCUGGCAGUUGCUCUAGAUCCCCUGAGGAGGCAGAUGGCUACCGUCUCUGAGGACCACACCAUCAGGAUCUGGGAUCUUGAUACUCUGCAACAGCUGUAUGACUUCCAUGCCCCUAAGGACACCCCCUGUACCAUUGCCUACCAUCCAUCCCUCUACUGCGUUGCCUGUGGGUUCGACAACGGUUUGGUUCGCAUCUUCAGUAUCUCAUCGACCAGUCUCGUUGCAGAGCUGAGUGACCUCAAGGGAAAGGUCACCGGGUUGCUGUACUCUCCGGACGAUCGCCACCUCUACUCUGCCUCCUCACUGGGCAUGCUGGCCCUGUACGACGUAUCGGACGACAGCUACAGCACCAUAAGGAUUCUGGGUAAUAUGGUUGCCAAGGGUGAUGCGUACUGUCCCAGCGCUCUGUCCCUUAGUCCUGAUGGGAGGAGGCUAGCGUUUGUUGGACCGUCAGAAUUCACCGUCACUGUCGCUGAUGCCAGAACACUUGAUGAGGUGCUUAGAAUCGAUAUCUCGUCGAUAACAGCCGACAGAGAAACGUCCGGUCUCGACAUGGCCCGACGUGUUCACUUCCCUCCGGCCAAGACCAAGCAGCUCCUUGUUGCUACGUCAGAAAAUAACCUGCUGAGGCUGGAUGCCAACAAUGGAAGGCUGAUUAAUAAGGUUUCCAGUAUUCAUCGGUCUGGCUUGACUGGUUUAGAUGUGUGUGAAGACUGCAGACACAUGGCUACAGCGGGUGACAAGGUUAUCAAGGUGUGGGACUACCACAUGAGGUUGGAUCUUAAUUUUCAGGUUUUCAUUGGUCAUUCAGAUGUGAUUAGACAGGUCCUGUUCACACCGGAUGGAAUGAACGUUGUCUCUGUGGGGGAUGCUAUCUUCAUCUGGGAUUUCUAUGGUAGUAAUCAAGUGCCAUCGACUCUCAGUGAAACAGUUACUGGCGCUCUGAAAGCAUCAAGGGGCACAACACCUAAGAGACCCAAGACCCUGGAUCUGAAUGGUAGUCUGUUACCACGGCACCAAGCACCCAAGCCAGCCACGCCCACUCAACUGACAGACAUUAGUAGCAUCCGAGAAAGAGAUGGUGGUAGAUAUGAAUCAGGAGAAGAGGUUCUCAUCGGACCAGAUCUAGAGAGCAGGAGUGACAUGUCUUCUGAUGAGGAAGUCACGCUGAUACCAGAGACCCUAGGGUCCAGUCAGAGGACCAGGACCCAUCGAAGACCGAGUCCUGGACCGUCUCAUGCGGAGGGUCCAGAAGGUGUAUUCUCCAUGGAAACCAUGAAAUCGGAGAUGACCGCCAUCAGCAAGGAGACGUCAUCCCAUGACAGGCCAAGAUGCUACAGUCAUUUCGUGGCCAAGCCAAACAAGUCCCACCUUGCCCAGCGUCGUUACAUCGCCCCUAGCAACCAAGCCGGCCUGAAACUGAAGAGGGUCCUUGGGUACAAUGGGAAUGGUCGAGGGAAUGUCAUCUGGCACCCUGACUCUGGUCUCUUCGCCUACACAUACGGGUCUAUCAUCGUACUAGAAGACCUGGAUAAUAGCUCACAGACCCAUCUCCUUGGUCAUAUGGAAGAGAUAGCUGUGUUAGCUUUACAGAAUGAUGCUCAGAUCCUCGCAUCGGCCUCAGGAGCCAACGGCUUGACGUCAAGUCAGAUCUGUCUCUGGGACCUACAGGGCGCCCUCUGUCGGAAGACGCUGUCAUAUCAUGAGCAUGGCAUUGUGGGAUUGGCGUAUUCGCGUGAUGACAGGUUUCUGGUAUCUGUUGGUGACUACCGUGACUGCAGUAUUGUAGUGUGGAGCACCCAGGAUUACAGCAUACUAGCAGCCUCUAAGACAGCUCUACCAGUCCACUCCCUUCUCUGGGAUCCAUACACAUCCAAUGAGUUCACUUCGGUGGGUGAGAAAGGAACGAUACUCUUUUGGCUGCUGGAUGAGAGUCAGGGGCGUGUCAAUCUUAAUGUCCACGAGGCCCAGGUCCCACAGGAGCUCAUGGACCAUAGGAACGUGAUUCUUGAUGAUGUGGCCUUCACAAGUGCAGCGUACGGUGGAGAUAAUAUCCUCUAUGUGGGAAGCACUACUGGUGUCCUCUCAGCUUGGGACACCAAGCACAAUUCAUGCUUCAUGCAUUGGGAUGCAGACACUGCUGAAAUAGGAGUGAUCGUCACCAAGUUUGGAAGCGUUCGCCUAAUCACCGGAGGGGCGUCUCGUUUGCUUCGUCUCUGGUCGGUUCACGGGAUGGGAGAACUCAGACUGACGGCUGGCUACACCAACAGUGGCGUCGGCCAGGGUCUUGUGAUGGAGGAUGAGAUGGCACUAGAUGGCGCUAUAACCUCGGCUCGGUUUGAUCACACCAUGGACGUAGGUGUGGUAUCGACCUCUGAAGGUACUCUGUGGUACAUCAAUUGGAUUGAGAGGACUUCCAUCAGAUUGGUCUCGUCGCACACUGCUAAGGUGACUGAUAUUGCCUUUAGUGAGAGUGAUCUGUUUGCAACCUGUUGCCAUGACGGCAGUCUAAACAUCUACUCUCUGGCAGAUAUGGAACGCAGUAUACAGUUUCAGGUCCUGGACCAGAGUUGCAACUGCAUAGCAUUCAGCCCUCGGCGGUUUGAUCUCCCCAGUCAGGCCCCGUCCUCCUCCGCCUCCAUGAUAGUAGCUGGUUACCGUGACGGCACCGUCCGUCUCUUUGACCUGGUCAGCUGUGAGAUGACCAUCAAGAUGCAGCCCCAUGCCCACUCGGUCACUGCUAUAGCAUUUUCUGUGGAUGGUCAUGUGAUUCUAUCAGGCUCUCACAAUGGACUGAUAGUGAUAAGCAACCCGACAACAGGAAUGACCAUGAGGGUCAUACAGGAUCACAAAGGAGCACCUAUUACGGAUAUACAAGUUCAUCAAGAACUAGAUACAAGCGAUCCAAGUUACCAUGCCCUUCAUAAGUGGCUGGCCGUCAGCGGUGACCGGAGGGUAAGCGUAUGGAGGGCCAGUUGGGCCAAAGAUUUCUGUGAGAUGGUGGACUGGCUGACCUACCCUGCUCCAGCCUUCACACCCGACGGUGCUCCCAUAGAAAAGAGUGAUCCGAACCGUUAUGACUCGCUGCCACCCAGCCUGGCGAGAUUCUCCGCUUCAGACCCCAAUGUUAUCGUAUAUGUUGGAUACGGAAUGCAGAAGCAAGUCCUCUUCUACAACCUGGCACAGAAGAAGGUGUUGCGGUCGGCAGCAUUGACCCACUGGAGCACAUCAUUUGACCUGAAUCCGAGGGGGCAUCUCAUUGCCUUAGCCACACGAGAACGUCUAGUGAAAGCAAUGGACUACCAUGAGUGCAGUUUCCAGGACUUUGUGGCCCACGGUGAUGCCGUGGACCUAGUGAGAUUCUCCAGGGAUGGGGAACAACUGUUCUCUGUCUCUGGUACUGAGAUACUUCUCUGGGACGUAGCUGUUUGAGGGUCAGUGAAAACCAUGAGGAUUCUUGUAGCCAGCCCACAGCGAUAGCAUAGGUCUGGAACAGAUCUCCAGGGACUGGAAACUGUUCUCUGUCUCUGGUACUGAGAUACUUCUCUGGGAUGUAGCUGCUUCAGGGUCAGUGAAGACCCUUAUGACUCUUGUAACCUACAACGAUACCACGGGUGUGGUCGAGUUCUCCAGGGAUAGGAAACAAUGAUUCUCUGUCUCUGGUAGGAAGAUACUUCUCUUGGGUGAAGCUGUUUGAGGGUUAGUAAAAACCGUAAAGACUGUUGUUUGCAACCCACAGUGAUACCAUGGAUGUGGUACAGUUCUCCAGGGAUAGGAAACAACUAUUCUCUUUCUCUGGUACCAGGAUACUCCUCUUGGACGUAGCUGUUGAGGACCAGUGAGAACCCUCAAGACUCUUGUAGCCAUCAGUAACACCAUGGAUGUUUUACAGUUCUCCAGGAAUGGGGAAUAACUAUUCGCUGUCUCUGGUAAGGAGAUACUCCUUUUGGAUGUAGCUGUGUGAAAGAUGGUGAAAGCCCUCAAGAUGCCUUAGACCUGGUCUCAUUAUUUUUCAUAUUUUAUUCUAAUGUUUCAGAAUUGAAACAAAAAAGAAAAUGAGUGGAUGUGAGAUAUUCAAAUAUUGAUAUUAAUUGCAAACGUGUAUAAUUAUGAAAAUCCAUCCAUAAACAAAACACUGUUUGUUUCUCACCAUUUAUCUUACAAGUGAUUUACAGCCGCUUGGUCAAAGACAUCACAUUUUUAUAGGUAUACCCAUUUAAUAUAAUUGAUAUUUGUUCCAAUUGUCACCUGUUUUUAGACCAUUUACAUUGGCUUUUAUUCUGUCUAAUAAUCAAAUAGACCAACUACCUCUUUGUCAGAUGAUUUUCCCCCAUUCCAUCAAAUAGCCUUUGAUCCAUUAUCCAUUCAUCUUAUCAGAUAGACUAAGAGGUUAGACUGGCUGGGCUCUGUCUUCCAGCAAGUUAUGGCAGAUUCAAAUGAAUUUCUAAUUCAAAUCAAUCUCAUAUUGUGAGUGAUUGAAAUUUAUGUAAAUUUCAAUUUCAAUUUAAACUCAAUGUAAGAUGGGCCUGUGGUCUGAUAUUGUAAGAAAUGGUUAAAUGGGAUUCGUGAUGUUUACACAUUACACCAGAAGUUCAUACAUCAAACUAGUUUUAGAUGAAAUGCAGUUAGACCAA